GCCAUUUCAAUGAAUGAGAAUUUAUAUGACAUAAUGGAUUGCUCAAAUUUAUUUCAAAAUUUUUUAGUUGUGUAUUACCAUUCUUAGCGAUGAAUCAUGAAAACAAUCUUACAAAACAUGCUGUGUCAGCGCUUUACCAAACAUACCAAACUGAAACAUAAGGAUUUUAAGCCUCGUGCUUUAUGUCGUGAUCCUCGUGGAGUCGUGGAUCGCCGAAAGUAAUUUAUCCUGACAUGGAACUCAGUGGCAAAAGAAAACGUGCCAAUUUGAGUUUGAAAAGCUUAAAGAAACCUGCCAUAAGCAAUGCAGUUAAUGGAAAUUUCACAACGUACGUAUCAAAUAAUGAAAAUUCUUAUGUUCAUGGUGAGGAACCGCCAUUAAAUACGAAUGAAACUACUGAAAACAGGAAGAAGCUGCUUGACCUGAUGCCAAUUUUUCCAAGUUGGCAGGAGGUGUCCCACCUUCCACUCAGUUCUCUAUUCAUAACCUCUGUAGAACCUAAAAAUGAUCUUAAAGAGGAUAUUAAGGAGAAAGCAUCAAACGAGAAGUCAAAAAAUGACUAUAAAGAUCUUCCGAAAGUUAGUUCUCACUUCUUAUCUCAUAAGUUCAAGGCGGACGUUCUUACGUUGAGUCGUAGAGACUUUGAUGAAAGUGGAUACGAUAAAAUGCGUAAUGAUACGCCUCGUGAAAUAAGUAGAGAGUUUGAAAUCUUCGAUGAAGAGUUGACCAUGGAAAUGUUGAAUGAUGAUUUUAAUGAAGGAAUUGUUGUUGAAAAAUGUUGUGAUACUAAGAAAGAUGAUAAUAGUAAAAACAAAAGACAAGAUCGUCGUAUUGAUGAAUUAAAAAAAUCACCUGUUGAGGACAACAGUCAUUUCGCCUUGGAAAUGCAAGAUAUAGAUUUCGAUGAGGAAAUUCUUGUUGAUAUGGAUAAUGAACCAUUGAACAUUAAAUUUAAUCUUAAAAAUUACAGUCAGAGAAACAGACAGCUCCCUCAGGCAGAUUUAUUGCUGAAGAAAGAUUAUUCUCUCGAUGGAAAACAAGUAGAUGCUGUCGCUCAAAAUUACAUUUGUAAGAGCGAAGAAAAAUUCGAAGUUAUUGAUCUCACCGAUGUUUCUGACUCCUCUAAGGAUUCAAAGAAAAGAGGAUUUGAGAAACGUAAAAUGGAGAAUGCUGCUGUGAAAGAUGAUGGAACUGGAGGAACGAAAAACAUUUUUCAUUUCAGUUUCAAUAACAGCAAUCCCAAGAUGAAUAUCGCAUGUGAUAAUGAAAAUCUUAGUGAUUGUAGAAAAAUUGUGUCAAAGAAUUGCAUCGAUGCUUUUGACGGAAAGAGAUCGGUAAAUUUAAAGGAAAGUUCAAAAAUAUCUAACGAAUCGACUUCAGAAAAGCGCAAUCGACAGAUAAAUACUGAACGUUUUUAUCGUGUUAAACCACAAAGAAAUAAAUCUUCCAAAAAUGAUUGGUUUAAGAAGAGUCAUCCUGAAAAGAGCAAAGAUAAAAGUGUUUUUAAACAAGAAACUGUAGAUGUAACGUGUUUACGGAAUCCCCUUGGUGAAGAAAUACAUAGACGCGGGGACUUAAAAAGGCUUUAUGAUCACACCACAGAAUCUGAGGGCUCUUCAUCUCGCUACGAAGGAAGAAAGAAUUUUUUUAAUUCAACCCUUGGAAAGAGCAGUCAAACAAGUAAAUAUUUCGAUGUCAUAAAUAAGCGAGACAGAACUGAUGAUUCCUUUGUGCGGAAAGAUACAUUUACAGAUAAAUGUGGGUUAUUAGGAUCAAACAAGGACCAUUUUGAAUUAGACGAUGGUCUCGAUGAGCUUCUAGCUAAGAGUUUUCAAUAUGAUUGGGAUUGUGAUGAAUUUGCUAGUGCACAAGAGAAUAACAGUUGUUCCAAAUACACAAAAGAAAUAGAAUUUAAAGAUGAUAGCAUAAGAAAGGCUAUAUUUAAACAUGAUAUACAUGACAAAGCAUUGACAAUGUCUUCUAAUGAAAUCGGGUCGCCAAUAAUUCCAUUCAAACAAAAUUCACUCAAAAUAAAAGAUUACAAAGUCUCUUCUUCUAAGGAACGUAAAAGAAAAUUGCAUACAUUAGAUGAACAUUUAAACAACGAUGACCACAUUAACACCAUAAAAACAGUUACGGAAUGUCCGUUUUGUGGGCAAGGAUUUGAUACCAGGCUCGCUAAGAGGGAUAUUGAUGAACAUAUAAGAUUUUGCUGCACAAAAACUAUUGGUAAUGACGAUGGGUUAAGUUGGUAGACGAUAUCCAUGUGUGCUCGAUGUUGUGGCCAACGAUGAAGUGAUUCGAGUGUACAUGAAGCCUCAUAAUUAAAGCUUCAUGUUUCCUGUUGUCUCUUUUUCUUGAAAAGCUACUGUCGCAUGAAUCUCGUCUGGAUAGACUUGGGGUGACGAUGAAAUGGAGUAGAAUCUCUGAAAGGUGCGAAAUGACUUGACAUUGUACUUAUAUGCCAUUAAUUGUACACGCGUCAUUCAAAAAAGGGCCUGAAUUCGAGUUUUCGAUGACCUGAGAAGUUUGGAUUUUAUUGCUUUUUUUGACGUGCACAAGUAAACACCAACAUAUAACUUACGGGUUGCAGUCGAGGUAGUUGGGUCAGCAAAAGUGCUGCUGGUACUUUAAGGGAUGAAAAAUCUUGAAUGACUUCAACGAUAUUUUUGUUUUUAUGAUAUUUCCAUUCUUCGUAUUCGGAUUCUCCCUGGGAGAAGUCAAACAAAUGGUGGACAGAUUGCAUGCUUUUGUUGAAUCAUGUGAUAAUCAUGUUUUGUUUUUGUUAUAUUGUUACCUUUCCUAAAAUUUCCAGUUCUUUUUUUUCGGCUUCAUUAGAGGUCUAUUUAACAAUGCCAUACAAUGUCUAAUUUUAAAGAGGACAAUGCAAAAACAAAUCUAUCUUUCAUAUUGUGCUUACCAGCGUGGAGAGAUAGGUUAAAAUUUGUGGCGAUGGUGUAGAAGUAAUGUCGAUGUAUCUCGAAAAGGCUUCUCUUAAGGGAAAUAUAUUGAUGGUAUUCAUGACAUCUUUACAUGGUCGCACACCAAGGAUCAAUCAAGAAAUAAUAAGAUAAACAAGCCAAGUUGUUUACUUUUUUCCAAGAUUAUUCUAUUCAUCAUUACUUCAUGUUGUAUAAACAUUGUAGAUGUUUACCUGAUUCCUCUCUACAUGUCUGCAUGGUGAGCGCUUUGUCAGGUUGCGGUGCGUUGUGUAGUUUAUUGAGCAGCGUGCUUACAAGUUUUACGUUAUUGGCAGGAAAUAUAGAAACGUGAUCGCCUGGUUUGAAUGACAUAUUUUUCUCUCCGUUUGUAUUGAUUUUCACCAAAAGUGUGGCACGGCUAGUGAUAAAAGAAAAUGAAGUUAUUGGUCUGCACAAGUGCUGAUGACAAACGAGCUUUAAAAGACUCUAAAGUUGGUUGCUUAUCCAGUUUACUUCUAAUUGUUUCAAUAAUUUACUCUACCUUGCAUCGCCGGACUGCAGAUUAAUUUGUUCAAUCAAUUUACAUGGGUGAAUUGUUCCACGAUAAAGAUCACUCAGGCCUUUGGAGGAUAGGGAAAAUAAUGGAUGAAUAAAUAACCGAGUUAAGCGUGGUUGGUAUAUCUGAGAGUGGUUAAAAUAUCGAUAGAAUUAUAAUAAAAAAGACCUUUAGUCCACCCAAUAAUCUCAUAAACAUAUCAUGAUGUGGAUUUAGAUGAAACAGACAAUGUAAACGUGCUCUUGAAAGACCCUUUUCUAAUUCUUGUAUUUUGUUCUUUCAAGCUUGAGUUAAGAUAAAGUUAUCCUUUGUACUCCCCAACAAGUCGUAUUGUCUCACACGCCUACUUUCCUAUGUACAAUUUUGACGAAUGUCUUCUUACUAGAAAAGAGUUGUUUACUUACUGA
This is a messenger RNA of Xenia sp. Carnegie-2017, 3884 nucleotides long. RefSeq lists its product as uncharacterized. Lineage: Eukaryota; Metazoa; Cnidaria; Anthozoa; Malacalcyonacea; Xeniidae. The transcript is spliced from 7 exons. The coding region runs from base 234 to 2255 and encodes 673 amino acids. The record is from RefSeq and is a predicted model, not a curated record.